Messenger RNA from Bathycoccus prasinos, 660 nucleotides. RefSeq lists its product with no specific name. The record is from RefSeq and is a predicted model, not a curated record. The transcript has a single exon. Lineage: Eukaryota; Viridiplantae; Chlorophyta; Mamiellophyceae; Mamiellales; Bathycoccaceae. Gene Ontology annotation, cellular component: endoplasmic reticulum. The coding region runs from base 1 to 660 and encodes 219 amino acids. Gene Ontology annotation, molecular function: protein-folding chaperone binding; misfolded protein binding.
AUGUAUGCGCACCCUUUUGUAUGCCAGCUGAUCGUGCAUGCACCAAACACAGACGCGAGAAAGAAUGGCUUUACCUCUGCAUCAUCUGCGGCGUCGUCGCUCAACGCGAGAGGAGGAAUGAGAAGAGAAAAGCGGGGACAACGUGUGAGAGUAUCUGCGUCCUUGCCUGAAUAUCCACAAUCGACUGAAGACUUGUAUUUCAUCUUGGGCGUUUCCGUCGGAGCGAGUCAAGAAGCCGUCAAGCGGGCGUAUAAACGGAAAGCCAAAAGGUAUCAUCCAGACGUGAACAGUUCCCCAGAGUCCGCGGAAAAGUUCAUACAAAUCAAAGCCGCAUACGAGACAAUUCAAUCAACCAGAGGCAACUUAGAAAACGUCCAAACGCGAGAGUGGAAAGAAAAAUGGAAACAACAACUCAGGAAUCUGAGGCGGGAAAGAGAGAAGAAAAUAGCUGUCGCCACCAAUAGGGAGAAGCGCGCUGACAAAGAUGUUGAAUCUCUAGUCGGCACCAUGGAGAUGCAAGCGCAGAUAUCGAAUCAACUGAGAAACUUGAAAGCGAGAACCAACCGAAAACGAACGAGGCAGCAAACUUUGCAAAAGUCGACAUUUAAAGAACCAUUUGAACUGUCCGAGGAAGACUUGUGGAAUCACGAGGUGCAGUAA